This is a messenger RNA of Microplitis mediator, 2738 nucleotides long. RefSeq names its product uracil phosphoribosyltransferase homolog (gene kri). The transcript has 6 exons. The record is from RefSeq and is a predicted model, not a curated record. The coding region runs from base 380 to 1066 and encodes 228 amino acids. Lineage: Eukaryota; Metazoa; Arthropoda; Insecta; Hymenoptera; Braconidae.
ACAUUUUGGAUAAUUACGUCACUCGAAUGAUGAAAACCUUUCGAAAAAGUUUGUCUUUCACAUUUUUUCGGAAGUCAUAAAAAUUUCUGUAAUAACAAUUGAUUAAUAAAUUAAAAGAAAAGUAAAAUUCUAAAAUUCGUUUAGUACGGUCCAGCCUUAAGAUAAUUGGGCUAUUAGGAAUAUCUCAUAAUGUCACAUGACCACAAAAAAUAUCAUGUGGAUCAUGUGUAAUCACGUUGUCGCACAAUAUUUUUACAUUAACUCAAAACUCGAACUUUUAUAAUUUGUCUCGUGGUGUCGUGAUCAGUCGUGAUCGGCUUUUCAAUGUCUGGAAAAAAUAUUUAGUCAACAGCAGGUAAUUAAAUAUUUACAUUCGAAUAUGGGUUCUACAGACACAACAAUUAAUGUUAAAAAACAAUUGAAUCAUAACAACAAUGAAAUAUGUCAUGAAUACGGUCCAAAUUUGAAAAUCCUGCCGAGUAAUGAUCAAGUUAAAGAAUUACAAACAAUUUUACGUGAUAAAAACACUACAAGAAGUGAUUUUAAAUUUUAUGCUGAUCGAUUGAUCAGACUUGUUAUAGAAGAAAGCUUAAAUCAAUUGCCAUUCACGAAAAUUGUUAUUACUACACCGACUGGGGCUAGUUAUAAUGGUUUAAAAUAUCAAAAAGGAAAUUGUGGUGUGUCGAUAGUUAGAAGUGGUGAAGCUAUGGAGCAAGGUCUAAGAGAUUGUUGCCGAAGUAUAAGAAUUGGAAAAAUAUUAGUUGAAAGUGAUGUAGAUACUCAUGAAGCCAAGGUCGUUUAUGCUAAAUUUCCAGAUGAUAUUGCUGAUCGUAAAGUGUUAUUAAUGUAUCCAAUCAUGAGUACUGGAAAUACUGUGAUAAAAGCAAUAGCUGUUUUAAAAGAGCAUAAUGUAUUAGAAGAAAAUAUUAUUCUUUCGAAUUUAUUUUGUACACCACCUGCUGCCAAAACUCUAGUCAGUGUUUUUCCUAAGAUGAAGAUUUUAACAUCGGAAAUUCACAAUGUUGCACCAAAUCAUUUUGGACAGAAAUAUUUUGGUACAGACUGAAUUUAAUAAUCUGUAAUUUCAUUAUAUAUUUCAAAAAUCUAUAAUCAUUGGAAAACCUGGUCGUUAACUUUUUUUUGAAAGUAAAUCGAAUCUUGUAUAUCUGUAACGCACAUUUUUGUUGUUAUAUAUUCGAAAAUUAAUUUUUUUUUAUUAUAAACUGUUUAAAUCUAUCACAUUAUUAUUUUGAUUAUUUACAUAAUUAAAAAACUUUAUUAUGCAGGAUUUUUAUAGACUUAUUAGAAAUAAUUGUGAAAAAUAAAAAGCACGUUAAAAUCGAAUUAUUGUACAAUAUACACAAUACAUUUAGCGUGAUGAAAUAAAUUUAUAAUAAAAAUUAAAUUGCAACGAUGGCGUAUUUACAUCUCUGUCAUAAACAAACCUACUCAUGAUGAAAAAGUCCACUAUAAUAAAGUUACUAUCAAGAAUAAGCACUAAUGUUUAAAAUUUUCACCAUCUGUAAUUCAAAAUGGUUCAUAAGCUCCCAGUUAUCGAUGAUCACUAUUUAAAAUUUUAUGUUUAUUUUUGGCUGUGAUUUUAUUGUAGUAAACUUUUUUUUGAGAGUUUUAACCAUGGAAGAUAUUUUAUUGGAAAGGUAAUUUUUAGGUAAAACUGAAGCCGUAAAUUUUGAUUGAGUUGAAUUUUAAUUGUGGUAGGUUCGCUUAUGCCAGAGUUGUAAAUGCACUUCAACUUUUAUACGUUAAAUUAACGACUUUAGUAAACAUUAUAUUGAAUUAUAGUAAUUACCCUGUUUCAAAAAAUUCGAUAGAUUCUUAUAGCUGUAUGUACAAGCCCUAUUUUUAACUGUAGCAUUUGUCAUAGAACUCAUUCAUUCUUAUAAAAUCUCUAUGGGAAUUCAUGAGAAUUUAUUUGAUUGUAUGAGAUUUUCUAAAGAGGGUUAUUUAUGAAUUGUAUUAUUUUUAAAUUUAUUAAAACUUAUAAGCAAUGUCUUAAAACUCAAAAUAACACGGAUACCAAUAAUUUCGUAUGACAUGAAAACUAUUAAAUUAUAUAUUCAGUAACUACUUCAAUAACGGUUAAUUAAUCUCGUUUGAAUGUAGCAAGUUGUGUAAAAGCGUUUUUAUUUUCCAUGCAAACAAAUAAUAAUUCUGUGAGAUGAAAAUUUUUAUUUGAUAAACUAAGUCUCAUAGAUAGAAAAGAUUUCCAUCUUAUUUUAAUUCUCAACCCAAUUAUUGUCGUGAUUAAAAUUACUUUUUGAUUUUGAGUAUAUUAGAAAUUAUUUUUAUUAAUUUCAACUACUGAUAAAAUUUGAUUUAACAUAAAUAUUUAGUUUUCAACAAUCGAUUAUUAGUUUUAUCAUUUAUUAAUUUUUGUUUUUUCAUCACAUAAUCCACUCAAAAAAAAAAAACAACAGAUUUUCAUAGCUGUAUUUAUAAGCCCUUAAAACUUUUCGUACAACUCAUUUAUUUUCAUAAAAUCUAUGAUAGUUUAUGAGAAUUUAUCAGAUUUUAUGAAACCUCUUGAGCAGGGUAGUUUAACUUUAUUUUUUUUUAUAAAAUCUUAUUUUCUUAAUAAUUAAUUAAUUAAUUGUUAUAAUACCAACAGCCAGUUUUUCAAAAAUAUUAAACACAAUAUUGGCAAUAAUUAUUUUUUACAUAUAUAUUCUGUAUAUUAGCAUAUUUUUUGUUACCAUAAUCAUUGAUAAAUUAUAGCA